This is a messenger RNA of Stylophora pistillata, 2791 nucleotides long. RefSeq names its product potassium voltage-gated channel protein Shal. Gene Ontology annotation, biological process: protein homooligomerization; action potential; potassium ion transmembrane transport. Gene Ontology annotation, cellular component: voltage-gated potassium channel complex; membrane. Gene Ontology annotation, molecular function: protein binding; voltage-gated potassium channel activity. The record is from RefSeq and is a predicted model, not a curated record. NCBI's taxonomy places the organism in Eukaryota, Metazoa, Cnidaria, Anthozoa, Scleractinia, Pocilloporidae.
GCAAUAACUGCGUGAAAUCAAUGUGUAUUCUCGAUUAUGAAUUUGAAAUAAUUUGUUAUCUCUUCAUGUGAUAUGUCAUAAGAGAGGAGAGUGGCGGUAGUGUAAUCAUUUCAUACAUUAAAAGCCGUGAAUCAGGCAGAAUUAUACAAAGGCAAGAAAGACACAAAUUUAUGCUCGCUCAUGCCCGCAGGGAUGGCUUCAUCGUAGUUUUCAAUCCAAGUGCCAAAUCGGUCGAUAAAUUACUAUGCGGGUAUUUGGAGGAGUCUGUCAUUUCAAGUAGAAGCGUGCUGUUCUGAAGACGAAAUACGCAGAAAGGAAAUUUCACUCUAAGGGAACGACAAUGCGCAAAAAAAUCAUGACUUAGGAUGACGAAUACAAAUGUGCAUGGUUAUCGCUAUUCUGUGAGCUGCAAGGCAAGUUAGAACGUAAUGUUUUCAGUUUUUGGAUAUGAAAAACGUGGAUGACUACUCACUGUUUUAUAUUCUAUCAGAAUUCUCAUCAAUUGCAAUUUGAGAUACUUUUUCACAGACCUUCAUUUUUUUUUCGUUUUAAACGACUUAUCCAGGUUGGACUGAAACUGCAUAUACAUUGCGUUGGUGUCAAAUACCACAUUACAAGCAGAUGAACUUAAUUGACAAAUCUCCGAUGAAAACGAACAAGAGUACUUCCAAACGAAAGGUCCACUGCGGCGAGCUUAUUAGGAGGGCGUAAAAGCCAAGUUGGUGAUUAGCAGAACCAAUGAAAUCCUCUGUCAAAAAAGGAAGGAGGCGUAUAUCUAUUCGAAGCUAAACAUAUGAUCCCAAAGGAGCUUGUUUGAAGAAGACUCGAUCUCGUAAACAGCACGUUCCAAAUUGCGAUCCAACUGAACACGUCAUAACACUGCCCUUGACAAAAAACAAACAAAACUUUUCAAGGAGAACUCCGGCGCUGAGGGGAGCUACGACAGGAUUUUAAACUGGCUUUAACAAAUACAAAAGUUGAUGAUCUUGGUGUGGAAAUCGCCCAAUGUUUCACACAAGCGUUUCGGGUGCAUUAUUUAAGAAACAUCGUAUCUCAGGCAACAACAAAACCCAACGAAAAUCCAUUUCCGAUUACCCCAGAGCUUCUAUUGGGUCCACAAACGACCGGAGGGUGAAAGGGUCAUUUGGUUCUACCAACGACAGACGUUUGACGAUCAACGUGAGUGGAAUUAAGUUCCAAACGUGGCAAAGCACGCUGCUGCGCUUUCCUGAUUCUCUGCUAGGAAGCAUCGAUACGAUGCAGCAAUUUUACGACGCGCGACGGAAAGAGUAUUUUAUCGAUCGAGACCCAUAUCUCUUCAAGUUCGUACUGAAUUACUACCGUUAUGGUAAGCUUCACUGCUCGCAAGAAGACUGCCCCGCGGCUUUCGAGGAAGAACUGCAAUUUUACGGGUUUUCAAUUUACGAUGUAGACAACUGCUGCUGGGAUCAGUGCAGCCCUAAAGAGAAAGGCGUUCUCGUCGAAGGCGACGAUGACGAACUUAAGGGAGAACAUUUAAAUUGCAAUGGGAAUUUAUGCGACUUACACUGCGAACCUAAACUUACUCUCCAGCAAAAGAUUUGGCGCACUAUAGGCCCCUCAAAGACGACAAAUACUGGAGUGAUCUUCCACAUAAUUUACGGUUUUUUCAUAUUUGUAAGUGUUCUAAUAGCUUCAUUGGAAACACUGCGUUGCGGGGAAACGUCGACAUGUGGAGAGGAACACCACAAAAUUUUCUUCACUAUUGAGUCUACAUGUGUCAUCAUUUUCACUGCUGAGCUCUUGAUAAGGUUCUAUGUUUGUCCGCAAAAGAAGAAAUUUAUGCUAUACGCUAUGAACGUGAUCGAUUUAUUGGCCAUAGUUCCCUAUUAUUUGACUCUGGUUGUGGAGAGCUUUGGUGUGGAAACAAGUUUUCUGCAGAUACUGAAGGUUUUACGAGUGAUUCGUAUUCUGAAACUCACCAGGAACUCUCGAAGGCUUCGCUGCCUUUUGUUGACUUUACGGCGGUGUGCAGUCGACAUUAUCUUCCUCUAUUGCAUCUGUUUCUUGGCAAUUAUCUUAUUUGGAACUGCGAUUUAUUAUUUGGAACUUGUGGAGGGGGAUCCGCAGUUUUCCAGUAUUCCAGAAUCAUUUUGGUACAUCUGUGUAACCCUCAUGACUGUUGGUUAUGGCGACGUCGUACCGUCAUCUAUUCUUGGUAAGAUCGUUGGUUCCAUUUGCUGCGUUUCUGGAGUAGUUUUACUUGCGUUGCCGAUUCCAAUUCUGCAAGAAAAACAAGUACCAUGCACGUUGGAAUCUGUGACAGCAAGAAGAAAGCGGAAGCCGGGUGAAAAGACAAAUGCAGAGUGCGUAACCUGUUUGGAGGAGAAUCGCUGUUCCCUAAGGGAUAUCUCUAAAGAAAGAAAUUCUUUAAUUUCAUACCAAAGAGAAUGAAAACAGCUAUAACCUGAACUCAUGUACUCAGAACAUAGCCCUACUAUUGGUAAGUUUCCAGCUAAAGUCGAUGUUUAUAAAUUCGAGAUAAUAUUUUGCUACGUAACCGCUAGUCAUAUCUUCAAGGUCUAUCAUUGUGUUUCAGUUAUCUCUAGAUCAGUAGGAUUGGUUAAAUAAGACCUCACUCUUCUUACUUUCUCUCAAUGGUAGACGUAAUGAACAGAGUUCUGUAUUGAACGAGUUAAAACGCACAAAACCUCCUAAUCAAUGAAAUCCACGAUCGGAUCGACCACUUUCAUAAAUGGCUGCCGGAUUAAUAUUCUUUUGUUUGAAUUUAAAUUAGCCCUACUGGCCUCGC